This is a messenger RNA of Lactuca sativa (garden lettuce), 501 nucleotides long. RefSeq lists its product as uncharacterized. The record is from RefSeq and is a predicted model, not a curated record. Lineage: Eukaryota; Viridiplantae; Streptophyta; Magnoliopsida; Asterales; Asteraceae.
AUGAAACCGGGUACACCAGGACAGGGAUGGAUAUCUCCAUUCGUCGUGAAUGCAGAAUUUUGUGUGGCUCUACUACGUGACAGGAUUGAAAGGGCAGAUUUCCCUGUUUGUGACGGAAGUUUCCCAUGGCUGAAAAUGCUUCCACUGAAAGUUCUUGGAUUUGUUUGGCGUGCUAAACAGAACAAAAUAGCCUCAUCUGAUGCCCUCCAAAAAAGGGGCAUUUUAUUGGAAUCGUCCUUAUGUGGUGCAUGUCGCGAGGCUGAAGAGACAGGAGAUCAUCUCCUGGUAGCAUGUCCUCUGGUAAAGGUUAUUUAUCCGUCGAUCUACAAUUGGUGUAAUAUCCAGGUGACAGAAUUCCAGUCGGUAAACAACAUGAUCGAGUUUGCCUCCAAAUGGGGAAAUUGCCCAAAAAAAAGGAAAAUGUUAACCACGAUUCUGUUCGGCACACUAUGGUGUAUAUGGAGGGCUAGGAACGAUAGAAUCUUCAACAAAGCUCAAUGA